AUGUGUUCCAUGUGUUUUACACAGAAACAUAAACAACACACUUUCAAACAUAUCGAAGACGUGAUUGUCUCACAGAAAAGGUACUUGUGUGAUCAAUUGGACACGUUGAAGUCUAAUUUAGAUCAAUUUAACUACAAACUAGCAAAACGCGAACAAGUGACUCGGUCAUUCAAAGAUGACAUUGAUGAAGUAGGGAACGGAAUACUUUGCCAAAGAUCGAUGAUGAAGGCGGAAGUUGAUUCCAUGGCGGAGUCACUUAUGGUUCAAUUAGGGCGUCUGCUUCAAGAGGAAUUUCUUUCCAGCGAAAGAGACUGUUGGCUUCACUGGAAAAAUAUUACCGAAAUGAAGGAGCUAAUAAGGGCCAUUGAAGAAGAAAUUGAACAUUCUAAUGGGGUUUCCUCAUUGAUGGAGCUGACGGAAAGACUUAAAACCGCAAUAUCACUGCCUAAUUAUGUUACUAAUGAAGAUGUGUUUCCUUGCAAACCACGCCAUUUUUGCGGUCAACUGAAUCAGACUCCUUUGAAAUCAAUGCUGGGAUAUGUCCAUCUCGUCGACGAGAGUAAAGAUGUUAUCAGAUACAAGAAGAAAGAUAUCGACAGAACACAAGUCCAACGCAUAUCCUUAUUCAAAGUGCCACGACAGAAAACCGUGAACUCGAUAUGUCCUAUCAACGAUAAGCGUGCCUGGGUGGCAGUCUCAAGCAGUACUGUUUUAAGUGCCAUUAACAAAGCAGGAAAGGUCACAGAGAAGGUAAAGCUGAAAUUUGUACCAUGGUAUCUGGCGUUAUCCAAACAAGCUGAUGUACUGAUGACAAGUUACAAUGCAUCGUCGCUGAUAUACAAACUGUCCAAGACCAGACGGGUGACGACCUUUGCUGACAAUAAUCCCUUUAAUUCUCAUGGUAUCAGUGUGAGUGACAGUGACGAGGUGGUCGUUAGUACGAACUCUCCAACAAUACUGGUACUGAACAAGUUCGGGGACAGGAUAAGGGAAAUAUCGUCUGACGGGAAAGCGCAAAGUAUUGUCUGUUUGACCACAGGACAGGUCGCUGUCACUAUAUAUAACCCUGUUGCAGUUGUAACAACAUACUGUAACAAAUUGGUUGUAACAGGAAUGUGCGACAAGACAAUACUCUCAUGGCGCGAUGACCUGGACAAGGACAAGAAGAACAAUGGGAGGUUUCUUUGUGGAAUAGGUCGGGAUAUGUACGACAGGGUAUUUGUUCCCGACGUUUCAAACGACCAAGUAUAUGUUGUAUCAGGAGACGGUAAGAAGACCACCUGUCUCCUUGACGAGAGACACAAGAUCAGAGCACCUGGAGCUAUAGGCGUUGACAUGUGUGGACAUGUCUGGAUCGGAUGUCUUGACGGCAACAUUCAUGUGAUUCAGCUAUAA
Molecule: messenger RNA, 1395 nt
Organism: Pecten maximus
Lineage: Eukaryota; Metazoa; Mollusca; Bivalvia; Pectinida; Pectinidae
Exons: 1
Coding region: 1-1395 (464 amino acids)
Source: RefSeq, a predicted model, not a curated record